UCAAGUGUUUUGUUCACGCGGAGCUCCAGUUUCAUUCUGACAGCAGAUGAGGAAGUCUAUCUCUGUCCGAGACCGAGGUCCUCUUUCAACGAGUAAGAACAGAAAUGGAUUUUGUGAGAGAAAUUGAUCAGGAUUAACUCACAUGUUCCUGGUUUUGGAAGGAUGACACCAAAUCUUUAAGGAUUAAACACACCAUCAUUUUCUAAGACAACCUUGGCAUUAAGUCACUUCUGGACCCUAAUCUUACUGGAUUACGCACCUCAUCUGUCUAAUGUUUCCACCACUGAGCUUCAGCACGAGAUGGUGUGCUGGGAAUUUGGCUGUUUGACAGAGACUCGACAGAAAUGUCGAAGUCAAGCAGACAGGGGAUGUGCAACAGCGAACUUCCCCGGUUCCUUGUUGGAAGUGAGGGUGGUGAAAGCAGAGAGCUGGAUGACAUAGACAUGAGGAAGAUCUCAGAACAUUACAGGGAGGAGGAGGAGGAGGAGGAGGAGGAUGAUGAUGAUGAGGAUCAGUCAGAGCGUCAGAUUAUGGUGGGGAUCUGCUCCAUGAUGAAGAAAUCGAAAUCCAAACCAAUGACUGAGAUUCUGGAGAGGCUCUGUAAGUUUGAGUACAUCACUGUGGUCAUUUUUCCAGAGGAGGUUAUACUCGGUGAACCGGUGGAGAAGUGGCCGUUGGGUGACUGCCUCAUUUCCUUUCCUUCCAAAGGAUUUCCCCUUGACAAAGCAGUAAGUUAUGCCAAACUAAGAAACCCCCUCCUUAUCAACGACCUCAAUAUGCAGUAUUUCAUUCAAGACAGGAGGGAAGUGUACAGGAUUCUACAGGAAGAGGGCAUUGACCUUCCACGCUAUGCAGUGUUGAACCGGGACCCCGACAGACCAGAGGAGGGGGUGGUAUGUUUAUGUUCCCCACCCCGUGUAUUGUCUUUCAGGUAUGGCCAUUUCUCAGGGAUCAACAGGAAGGUGCAGCUGACCUACCUGCCAAAUGGGCAGCCCAAAGCAUCCAGUGAGGAGGAAGAUGCUCUGAAGGAGGGCCCGUCUCUACUGCUGGUGCUGAAGUGGGGAGGUGAGCUGACGCCAGCGGGUAGAGUUCAGGCUGAGGAGCUUGGACGAGCCUUUCGUUGCAUGUACCCUGGAGGACAAGGCGACUAUGCCGGCUUCCCUGGUUGUGGCCUUCUCCGUUUACACAGCACUUACCGCCAUGACCUCAAAAUUUAUGCAUCAGAUGAGGGUCGUGUGCAGAUGACUGCGGCGGCUUUUGCAAAGGUUUGUUGGGAUUUGUCUGCUGGGUAUGUUGAUCUACAGCUAUACCACAGUGAGACUCUGGAGCUCAUGCUGCAGCGCUGGUCCAAACUGGAGCGUGAUUUCCGCAUGAAAAACGGCCGCUAUGACAUCAGUAAGAUCCCAGACAUCUAUGACUGUGUGAAAUACGACACCCAACACAAUUCUUCUCUGGGGCUGGAGGACACGCUGGAGCUUUUCCGUCUGUCCAGAGCACUUGCAGACAUCAUUAUCCCACAGGAGUAUGGAAUCACUAAAGCAGAGAAGCUGGAUAUCGCCAGUGCCUACUGCCUGCCUCUGGUCAAGAAGAUUCAGCUGGAUCUUCAGAGAACACAUGAGGACGAGGCCGUCAACAAGCUGCAUCCACUGUACUCGCGGGGAGUGAUGUCUCCGGGUCGACAUGUUCGAACCCGGCUAUAUUUCACCAGCGAGAGCCACGUCCACUCCCUGCUUAACAUCUUUCGCUACGGAGGCCUGUUAGACGAGCAAAAAGAUGAACAGUGGAAGCAGGCUAUGGACUACCUCAGCGCUGUUUCCGAACUCAACUAUAUGACACAGAUUGUUAUUAUGCUGUAUGAGGACAAUAACAAGGACCCCUCCUCAGAGGAACGUUUUCACGUGGAGUUGCACUUUAGCCCGGGAGUGAAGGGGUGCAAGGAUGAGGAUAAUGCACCAAUGGGUUUUGGCUUCCGGCCUGCCUCCUCUGAGAACCACGAGAAGCAGACAAAUCCAGGCAGUCUUGAAGACCUUUCCCAAGACGAGCCCGACAGAGCCGCACUGACUGAGCCAAUCAGCAUUCAGAGGAAGUCGCCACUCAUUCGAGGCCGAAAGGCUGGAUCUAUGGAGGCUCUUUCAGAGAGCAACACUUCUUCUCGAGGGCUGGCGUAUCGCAUCUUCCCAUCGUCUUCUCGUCAGUCACCUGAGAUCAAACCCAGCGGGCUAGGCGCCCAGUGUGCGGGCCUCUUCAGCGCCUCCUUCCCCAACCUGAGAGACCUAUCACGAGUUCCCCGCAAAAAGCCCUCCUCGCUCAGGAAUCGGUCUUCUCAAACCGAGCUGCUCUCUAUGCCGGCAGUAAAGAGAUUUUCUGUGUCGUAUGCCAGGCAUCCGACUAAUGCGCUCUUAAAUGAGCAUCAGGUGGUAAAGCUGUUAGCUGGGCUCCACCACCUACACCGCUGCUCCUACCACCUCCGCCUGCUCCUUGCUGGCCAGAAACCCCCAGAAUGCCUCUCUGGUCAGCACUCUUGUUACUUGCUCAGUCCUUCCCCUGCUUCAUGUCUUACUACCUCAUUUUUGAUAUACACGUGCAAAGUGUGUGAUGCUUCAGCUUAUGCCCAAGUGUUACAGUUAUCUGCUCUGCUCUUUUAUCUGACUUCUUGCUUUUCUUCAUUCUUCACUCAGUGGCCUUUCUUUCUGCUAUAUAACAUCUCAUAACCUCUGUUCCUCUUUUCUUACCGCAUGCCUGUACAUAUGGCUUGGU
Messenger RNA from Sinocyclocheilus grahami, 2757 nucleotides. RefSeq names its product inositol hexakisphosphate and diphosphoinositol-pentakisphosphate kinase 1-like. Gene Ontology annotation, cellular component: cytosol. Gene Ontology annotation, biological process: inositol phosphate biosynthetic process; inositol metabolic process. The coding region runs from base 345 to 2711 and encodes 788 amino acids. Gene Ontology annotation, molecular function: inositol hexakisphosphate kinase activity; 5-diphosphoinositol pentakisphosphate 1-kinase activity. The transcript is spliced from 18 exons. NCBI's taxonomy places the organism in Eukaryota, Metazoa, Chordata, Actinopteri, Cypriniformes, Cyprinidae. The record is from RefSeq and is a predicted model, not a curated record.